Oryzias latipes (Japanese medaka) is the source of this 1530-nucleotide messenger RNA. Lineage: Eukaryota; Metazoa; Chordata; Actinopteri; Beloniformes; Adrianichthyidae. The record is from RefSeq and is a predicted model, not a curated record.
CUCAAAUCACUCAGCUGCAGGCUGACAAGAGGUUGUUGGUGAGCCUGUCUCUCAAAGAGUCCCCCAUCUGUGAGCAAGACCCACAGAAUCCAGACGCAGGAAGUUCAGACAGAGAGAAUCAAAUGAGGAAGAAGCUACAAGAUUUAGUGGAUAAACAAAGAGAUGAAAUCCGGGCUAAAGACCAUCAGCUAUCUCAAAGAAAUGAGGACAUUGAAGCGCUUCAGAUGCAGCAACAUCGGCUGAUAAAUAUGAACCAAGAUCUCCUUCAUAAGGUGGGAGUGAUGGAAGCCAAGGGCAAGACGCUGAUUCAGCAAAAGACUGAGCUGGAGGCUGCAGCUCAGGCACAGCAGAAGGAGCGUGCAGCUCUGCACAUGGAAAUAACAAAGUUGAGAAAGGAGCUCCAAGAGAGAGAAUCCCAGAGAAAACUCACUGACUUGGAGGAAUUUCCUCUCUCUAGGUCUGAGAUGUUGUCACCACCUCUACCACUGACUAACGCCAGAGCUAUGCCACUCUCUGACGCCGACACCAGAUCCAAGUCAGUGUUGGUGGAGUGCAGUGGGGAUCUGAGCUUCAUAGAAAAGUGCCUUGAGUGUGACAGGAGUCUUUCUCUUCAGCCAAAGUCAGCAAAUGGAGGGGACAAUGUGGGCCCUUUUCUUGCAGCAGAUGACGGGCCAACACAGUUGCUGAGAUGUAAUGAUGCUAAACCCACAGAGAGCUUGGACAUACAAGACUCAGAAAACCCCCAGUUCACCUUGCAGGAACUGCAGGAUGUCCUACAAGAGAGAAAUGAACUUAAAGUACAAGUUUUUAUGCUCCAAGAAGAGCUGGCAUAUUAUAAAAGUGAGGACUUUGAGAAAGACUACAGUUCUGCUGUUGCUGCUUUAUCUGCUCCAUCUCAGUCAGCUUCACUGGAUCCGCCUGAAUCAGGAAUACGCCGUUUGAUCUUCACAGCCAUUAUGCCAAUGGUAGCAGCUGGCUUGAUCUCAGAUGACCCCACGUUGAUGCCUAUAAGGAGACUUGUUUCCUUUGUGUAGUUGAGGUUUAUUUUUAUUUUACAUCAUCCCAUCAACGUUCCAGAAAUAAUUCAGUCUUCGAAAAGUGGCCUAUUAACUAAAAAUACAUAGUUAUUUCAUGUCGUAUACAUGUACCCUUAAAUUCAUGGUUAUUCCAACCUGUCAUUGUUUAUGUCAAACUGUAGUAUUUGUUUCUGUGUGUGAUGUAUUAACAAGAGGUUUAACAAAUGUUUUGCUUAAAAGUGCAUCCAAGAGUGAAAAAAAAACUGUUUGAUUAUCCUUGCAAAAUAAUAAUCUAAUUUGUCAGAAAUGUAUAAAUCUGCUAUAAGAUAUUCAAACUGUGCAUAUUUUUUCAUUUGUUUGAUUUUAAUAUGAACAUGGAAAUUCUUCUUAUUAGAAGAUAUUAAAGCAGUAAUACAAAAAUGUUUUUAAGGAUUCAUCAGACAUAUUUCGCACGUCAGUGAACUUAAAUACAAUUUUGUUCUGAAUGUACUAAUAAAGGCUUUUUUAAAUAUUA